Messenger RNA from Daucus carota subsp. sativus, 1387 nucleotides. Its product is annotated as 3-oxoacyl-[acyl-carrier-protein] reductase 4. Gene Ontology annotation, biological process: fatty acid biosynthetic process. The record is from RefSeq and is a predicted model, not a curated record. The coding region runs from base 242 to 1210 and encodes 322 amino acids. Gene Ontology annotation, molecular function: 3-oxoacyl-[acyl-carrier-protein] reductase (NADPH) activity; NAD binding. The transcript has 11 exons. Lineage: Eukaryota; Viridiplantae; Streptophyta; Magnoliopsida; Apiales; Apiaceae.
GCGGAGUAUAUAUUUUGUGAUUGAAAUAUUUGUUCGAAAACAUGAAAUCUGUGACAAAAAAACAAAACAGAGGAGGUGCACAUAGUUUUCAUCGCCAUAGUAGAGUCUUCGGAGUUUCCGAAGCAACCAAAUUUCUUGAAUAAUACGUGUAUAUAUUUAACCUCUUCUACUUUCAUCUCUGGCUAAUUUCAUAGCUUCUCGUUUCUUCUCUAUUUCGCACUCUUCUUUUCGGAAUUUCAACAUGGCCACCUCCGUCGCCGGAUCUGCUAUCGCCGCCUUCAAACUCACCGGAGCCUCUGCGACAACUGACCGGAAAAUCUCCAGUUUGGGCAGCUUUUCACCCAUUUCGAAAUCUUUUCAGACCCUUAAUCACAGCUUGCAAUGCCGAUCACUGUCUUCUUUUGCUUCCUCUGGGGUGAAAGCCCAAGUUUCGACAAUUGAGAAAGCAGCUGUGGAAACUGUGAAAGAGGUGGAAGCUCCGGUCGUGGUGGUGACCGGAGCUUCUAGAGGUAUUGGCAAGGCUAUUGCAUUGGCUUUGGGGAAAGCUGGCUGUAAGGUUCUGGUCAAUUACGCCAGGUCGUCAAAAGAGGCGGAAGAAGUCUGUAAAGAGAUAGAGGCAUCUGGUGGUCAAGCUCUUACUUUUGGAGGCGAUGUUUCCAAAGAAGCAGAUGUGGAAUCAAUGAUAAAAACUGCGGUUGAUGCAUGGGGAACAGUUGAUGUUCUCAUUAACAAUGCAGGAAUUACCAGGGAUGGCCUGUUAAUGAGAAUGAAGACACCUCAGUGGCAGGAGGUGAUUGAUCUUAAUCUCACGGGUGUAUUCAUAUGCACACAGGCAGCUGCCAAAAUUAUGAUGAAGAAGAAGAAGGGACGUAUCAUCAAUAUAGCCUCAGUUGUUGGUCUUGUUGGCAAUGUGGGGCAAGCAAACUACAGUGCUGCAAAAGCUGGGGUGAUUGGCUUUACUAAAGCUGUGGCAAAGGAAUACUCGAGCAGAAACAUCAAUGUAAAUGCUGUGGCUCCAGGAUUCAUUGCUUCUGAUAUGACUGCUAAACUUGGAGAUGAUAUUGAAAAAAAGAUUUUGACUACAAUUCCUUUGGGAAGAUAUGGCAAACCAGAAGAAGUUGCAGGACUGGUGGAGUUCUUGGCUCUUAAUCCUGCAGCAAGUUACAUGACUGGACAGGUACUUACAAUUGACGGAGGAAUGGUAAUGUAAGCGAUGAGCCCACAUCCUUUCUGACUAUGCCAUGUUAAACUUGUUCAACUCAGCUAUAGUAGAUAUCGUGUUAUUUAGGUGGAAGGUUCUAGACAUUUUGCUUUGAAGAGCUUAUGAAAUAAGAUACUUGUACAAGAUUUUGCUUUAGAUUUUCAUUUGAAAUGUUUUUUGUCUUCA